UCGCUGCCCUCGUUUCCUGUCUUAUUCAAUAAUCGUUUCGAAAAGUUGAGGAAAAAAUUCACAAAAACUAUUUUCUCGAAAAUGAUCAUCGUAAAAAAAUUGCAUGGAUACAGCUAAUGUUGUUUAAAAAGCUGUUAACAGGAGGCUGAGUUUUGUACUGAGCUAAUGAGCUGGUUCUGAUAUGGCUACUACUUGGAGUUUUUUGAACAGCAAACAAGAAUCCUCAAGUAAUUUCGAUAAACUUUCUGAGAUUGGUCGUGGUGCUUAUGGAACUGUGUAUAAAGCACGUGACCGAAAGAGUGGGCAGUAUGUAGCUAUGAAACAAAUUCCUCUUCCAUAUUCUAAAGAAGGUGUUCCAACUAGUGCAAUAAGAGAAAUCGCAGCCUUGCGUAGAAUGGAAAAUUUUGAGCAUGAAAAUAUUGUACGGUUUCUGGAUGUCAUCGUUAAUAAUUCUGGUGGAAGAACCUAUCUUACUCUUCUUUUUGAAUACAUUGACCAAGAUCUGUCCAGUUUUCUUGAAAAAUAUCCUUCUCCAAGUUUGGAACAAGAUAUAAUUCGGAACAUGAUGAAACAGCUACUCAGUGGUAUUGAUUUUCUCCAUUGUCAUAAAGUUGUACACAGAGACUUGAAGCCACAGAAUAUUCUAGUAACCAGAAAUGGUUUGUUAAAAAUUGCAGAUUUUGGUCUGGCACGAAGUUAUACAUUUCAAAUGACUCUUACUGCAGUGGUUGUAACAUUAUGGUAUCGUGCCCCUGAAGUCAUUCUACAAGCUCAGUAUGCUUCACCUGUUGAUUUGUGGAGUUGUGGUUGUAUAUUUGCAGAACUUUUUAACAGAAGGCCUUUAUUCUGUGGACAGUCAGAAAUUCACCAGUUAGCAAAAAUAUUUGAAAUUCUUGGAUUACCAUCCAAAGAAGAAUGGCCAGAAAACGCAGUUUUACUAUGGAGCUCAUUUACUCCUCAACUGAAAAAACCUUUAGAAGAAUGUGUUCGUGAAAUAGGACCUCUUGCCAAGGAAUUAUUAACGGUGAGUUUUACUUACAAAUACAUAAAUUUACCAGUUGGUUGGGAAUUGAACGGUUAAUAGAAGCAUCAAUGGCUCAU
Octopus bimaculoides (California two-spot octopus) is the source of this 1101-nucleotide messenger RNA. RefSeq names its product cyclin-dependent kinase 4. Gene Ontology annotation, cellular component: nucleus; cyclin-dependent protein kinase holoenzyme complex; cytoplasm. The record is from RefSeq and is a predicted model, not a curated record. Gene Ontology annotation, molecular function: ATP binding; cyclin binding; cyclin-dependent protein serine/threonine kinase activity. NCBI's taxonomy places the organism in Eukaryota, Metazoa, Mollusca, Cephalopoda, Octopoda, Octopodidae. Gene Ontology annotation, biological process: protein phosphorylation; regulation of G2/M transition of mitotic cell cycle; G1/S transition of mitotic cell cycle.